Molecule: messenger RNA, 1170 nt
Organism: Odocoileus virginianus texanus
Lineage: Eukaryota; Metazoa; Chordata; Mammalia; Artiodactyla; Cervidae
Source: RefSeq, a predicted model, not a curated record
AUGAGGGGAGCUGCCCACGCCCCGGAGGGAUUAGGAGCUCAUUAUGCCGCAAGCCCAGGAGAUUUGGGGAGGACGGGUUUUGCGCUCGAGGCUACGGCAAGGCAUUUUAAUAGCUACUCUCUUGCUCCCGGCUCUCCCCCGCCGCCCGCCUGUCGAGCCCGGGCAGCUCCAGCCUCUGGCCAGGAUCUGGGCGCACAGUGGCUCCCUGGAGGCGAAGGCGCAAACCCCGCGCUGAGCCCGCGAUCUGGGCGGAACCCCCACGGCCUACCAAGGGCCUCUGGGCCACGGGCCCUAGGAGGGGCCCGCAGCUCUCGGCCCUCCAGCGGACCCUGCACCCUACGGUCUGGCUCGCCGCUCAGCACCUCCCGCGCCUCGAACGUGCCCAGGCCGGCACACCCCUCUCCUGGGAGGGGUGGGGAGAGGGCGCGGGCGCCGCUGGAGGUCGGUGGGGCCGCCCGGGUCGUACGUAAUACUUUCAUUGAACGCAGACCUCCCUUCGCUAGAGCGAGCAUCUGUUUCCCCGAGAAACAGGUCACCGCCGGGGACGCCAGCCCGGCCCCAGCUCUUUAUCUCAGCCCUGUGAAUGCACCGCACCGCCCCCUUCCCCCGCCAGCAACACGCUUCCCAGCUCCUAAGUCCCGGCCUCCGCCUCCACCCCCGUCUCUCCCCCCGCAGCUCCGCACGCGGCGCCACACGCCUCCCGCGCCCCAGCCUCCCCGCCCCGGCCACACUCCCCUCGCCGCCUCGCGCUCCCCUUCCCGCCGGCGCUCCGGCAGCCGCUUUAACGGCCGGGACCGCCCGGGCCGCGCCGCGCGCUCCGAGCGAGGGCUGGGGGUGGGGGCCGACAGAUUCGGGGCAUUGCUCGAGGGCGGCCAUCCGCAGGCCUUCGGGGUAGCUGAAGCCCUCUUCCCUCUCGCCCCCGGCACCCCCUUUGAAGCUCCCCUAAGACUGAGAAGUGAGGGCCAGGGCACAUCCCCGCGGGCACGAAUCUCAGCGUCAGAGAAGUCCUCUAGUUUUCAUGCAAGAGAGCUCCGGAGGCCACUAAGCCAAGGACUAGCGCGAUCUGAGGACGAGGGCUACAGGCAAGAGGGGUUUACGGACAGUGAGGAGUCCCCAGGGUCAAGAGUAGGCGAGCGUCACGAGGGCCGGGUUGCACGGAUGGUGAAGUAG